GUGUGUGUGGCUCUCUGUCCGCCCAGGGUAAUGCGCAGAACAGGGCCGGGGCGGUCCGAGCGGAGCAGGCAGCGUCGUGAGGGGCGGCGGCUGCGUUUUAACUGCUGAGCGGCGUGCCGUUCUGCAGCCGGCGAAGGCACUCGGGCUCCGGGGGGUUGUGGGGCUGCCGGGAGGUCGCAGGCGACGGCCCGGCGAGCAGAGCAGCAGCUUCCGCGGGCGGAGCUGCGCGCGCGGCCGUGUCUCCCGGGAGAUGCUGUGACGGACCGCGCGGGACAGCUCGCGCCUCUUCGCGCGCCCAGGACGCAGCGGCGGGGCCCCGCGGGCUCAGUGGAAGCAUGCGAGACUUAACCGCCCAAGUGACCAGUGGUCUCCUGCAGUUCCCAGAAGUCACUGUUCAAGCCCUCGGAGAGGAUGAGAUCACAUUAGAGUCUGUGCUUCGUGGAAAGUUUGCUGCAGGGAAAAACGGACUGGCUUGCUUGGCUUGCGGCCCACAGCUUGAGGUGGUGAACUCUGUGACAGGAGAGCGGCUGUCUGCCUAUAGAUUCAGCGGGGUCAGUGAACAGUCUCCUGUAGUCCUGGCAGUGAAAGAAUUUUCCUGGCAGAAGAGGACCGGCUUGUUAAUAGGAUUGGAAGAAGCAGAAGGAAGUGUUCUCUGUCUUUAUGACCUUGGGAUAUCAAGGGUCCUUAAAGCCGUCCUUCUGCCUGGAAGGGUUACAGCUAUUGAACCCAUAAUUAAUCAUGGGGGUGCCAGCGCGAGCACACAGCACUUGCACCCAAGUCUGCGGUGGCUUUUUGGUGUGGCAGCGGUGGUCACUGAUGUUGGGCAGAUCCUUCUUAUUGAUCUGUGUUUGGAUGACUUGUCAGGCAGUCAGAAUGAAAUACAAGCAUCAGACCUUGAAGUUAUAACUGGUAUCCCAGCUGAAGUGCCACACAUCAGAGAGAGUGUGAUGAGAGAAGGCCGCCAUCUGUGUUUCCAGUUAGUGAGUCCAUCCGGAAUAGCUGUUUCUACUCUGAGUUACAUUAGCAGGACAAAUCAGCUUGCUGUGGGUUUUUCUGAUGGUUGUCUAGCUCUUUGGAAUAUGAAAAGCUUGAAAAGAGAAUACUACACACAGUUAGAAGGUGGAAGGGUUCCUGUGUAUGCUGUUGUUUUCCAAGAGCCUGAGAAUGAUCCUCGUAAUUGCUGUUACCUGUGGGCAGUUCAGUCUACACAAGAUAGUGAAGGGGAUGUUUUGAGUUUACAUCUGCUUCAGCUGGCCUUUGGUGACAGAAAGUGUUUGGCAUCAGGACAAAUCGUAUAUGAGGGAUUAGAGUACUGUGAAGAGAGAUACACCCUGGACCUGGCAGGUGGCAUGUUUCCCUUGAGAGGACAGACUAGUAAUACCAAGUUGUUGGGAUGCCAGAGUAUAGAGAAAUUUCGAUCUCAUGGCGAGAGGGAAGAAGGCGUGAGUGAAGCUCUAUCUCCUGAUACUAGUGUUUCAGUCUUUACCUGGCAAGUGAAUAUAUAUGGACAGGGAAAACCUUCUGUGUACUUGGGGCUUUUUGACAUAAAUCGUUGGUAUCAUGCACAAAUGCCAGAUUCAUUAAGAUCAGGAGAAUAUCUGCAUAAUUGCUCUUACUUUGCAUUGUGGUCAUUGGAGUCUGUUGUAAGCAGGACUUCUCCACAUUACAUCUUGGAUAUAUUAGUACAUGAGAGAAGUUUAAGUCGAGGCAUUCCUCCUUCAUAUCCACCUCCAGAGCAAUUUUUUAACCCAAGUACAUUUAAUUUUGAUGCCACUUGCCUGUUGAACUCAGGAGUUGUCCACAUAACCUGCACUGGCUUUCAGAAGGAGACUUUGACUUUUUUAAAGAAAUCAGGACCAUCACUUGAUGAGGUCAUUCCUGAUGGUUAUAGUCGUUGUCUUGUAGCUGGCCUUCUCUCACCAAGACUCAGUGAUAUCCAGCCUUCCAGUUUAAGUCAGGAAGAACAACUAGAAGCUAUAUUGUCAGCAGCAAUUCAGACAAGUUCCCUGGGACUUCUGACUGGUUGUAUCAAAAGGUGGAUAGUAGAAGAACAACCAAAUUCUGCUGCAAAUUUGCGCUUUGUUCUUGAAUGGACAUGGAAUAAAGUGGUUUUCACAAAAGAAGAAUUUGAUAGAUUAUGCGCACCAUUAUUUGACGGUUCGUGUCGUUUCAUCGAUCCACAAACCAUACAAUCUAUCCAGCAGUGCCAUUUGGUUCUUAGCAACCUUAAUACUGUCUUAGGUUGCUUUGAAACAGAGGCACAAGAGAUCACCCAGAGAGGACUGGUGGACUUGAGCAAUAAGCACUUGGUUACCCGGCUCAUCUGUCAGUAUGCACAAAUGGUUCUUUGGUUCUCUCAUUCUGGGCUUUUACCAGAAGGCUUAGAUGACGCUUUGCAGCUGUCGAGGCUGUGCUACAACUACCCUGUGGUCCAGAGUUACUACACCAGCCGUCGGCAGAAGUGCGGGCGCUCGCCUAGAGGGAAGUGGAGCCAUGAUUGCUUGAUGAUCGAUGGAUUGGUUUCUCAAUUAGGAGAUCAAGUUGAGCAGUUGUGGAAACGGGAUGAAGGAGGCACGGGAAAAUAUCCCCCUGCUAGUCUCCAUGCACUGCUCGACAUAUAUUUAUUAGACAACAUUGCUGAAGCAAGCAAGCAUUCCAUCACCAUUUAUUUGCUACUUGAUAUUAUGUAUUCCUUUCCAAACAAAACAGAUACUCCUAUUGAAUCUUUCCCAACUGCCUUUGCUAUUUCUUGGGGCCAGGUUAAACUUAUUCAAGGAUUUUGGCUGAUCGACCACAAUGACUAUGAGACUGGUUUAGACCUUCUGUUUCACCCAGUCACUGCAAAACCUGUGUCAUGGCAACAUUCAAAGAUCAUUCAGGCUUGCAUGAGUCAGGGAGAGCACAGACAGGCCCUGCGAUACAUCCAGACAAUGAAGCCAACAGUGUCCAGUAGUAACGAGGUUAUCCUUCAUCUCACCGUUUUGCUUUUUAAUAGGUGCAUGGUUGAGGCCUGGAGCUUAUUGCGACAACAUUCCACUCGAGUGAAUAUAGAAGAUUUACUAAAGCAUGCCUACGAAGUCUGUCAGGAGAUGGGCUUGAUGGAGGACUUACUGAAGUUACCAUUUACAGCCACUGAGCAGGAGUGUUUAGUGAAAUUUCUGCAGUCCAGUGCCAGCGUUGAGAAUCAUGAAUUCCUCCUCGUUCACCAUUUGCAGCGUGCCAAUUAUAUCCCUGCCUUGAAGCUGAACCAGACUCUAAAGAUUAAUCUUAUGAAUGACCGAGAUCCUCGUCUGCGGGAGAGAUCAGUGGCUCGAAAUGCUAUAUUAGACCAAUAUGGGAAAAUCCUUCCUAGAGUUCAACGAAAGUUAGCCAUGGAGCGAGCCAAGCCUUAUCACCUGUCGACAUCAUCAGUUUUUCGAGAAGUUUCUAGACCCAAACCAUUAUCAGCAUUUCCAAAGAAAGCUGUAGCAGGGGCAGUGGUAACAAGAUCUGCUUUCAUCAGUAAUGUGUUAUCUAGAAUUGGAGAGGUGUGGGCAAGCAGUGAGCCUAGCAACGGCGCCCCGCGCUACAACAGUCCUAAAAUAGAGCAACCAUCUCCUGUAGUGUAUUCUUUCCCACAUCCAGAGCUGCCUGAGGCAUUCGUUGGAACGCCCAUUUCAAAAACCUCACAGAAAAUUUCUAGAUUGCUGGACUUGGUUGUCCAUCCUGUCCCCCAGCCUCUUCAGUGUUUGGAGCAUGACCAGCCAAGCCCCACAAGCUCACCUCUGCAUCUGCUGACCAGUUCAGUGCCGUUAAGCUCAAAGUGUAGAAGGUCGCAUCAGAGUCCCUCCAGGGCUUCAGAAUUGCUUCUACUGGAAACUCCUCUUGUGGUUAAGAAAGCUAAAACUUUGGCUAUGUCAGUUACUUCUUCUGGAUUUGCUGAGUUUACUCCUCCCUCCAUCCUGAGAUCUGGUCUUCGAACAACACCUUUAGGAUCUCCAUCUCUGUCACCUGGAAGGUCCCUUACUCCACCUUUACGACUUAAAGAAACUAGAAUUUCCUUCAUGGAAGAAGGCAUGAACACUAAAUGGGCUCUUGGAGCUGCAGAUGACAGUAGCACAAAAGCACCUUUCCAUAAAUGUGAACUUGCCACAGAAGCCAGAUGGCUGAAGAGUAAAGACAAACGCACACCCUUUCCCCUGAAUAUCCCUGAGGCAGACCAUGAGGGAGUGGAUGCAGGGUUGCAGGAUGCACCUUCUGAGCAUGUGGACAGGCCAGAUGUGAGCAUAGUCAACAGCAGUGCCUCAGCCACGUCCAACCAGACCACCUUAGAGUAUCAGGAUGCCCCAUCACCAGAGGACUUUGAAGAUAGCAUCUUUGUGACCUCCAAGCCAGUAGGCUCCUCUACUGAGCUGAUCGCUAGUGCAACUGAACACACUGGGAAGGAUGCUGAUAAAGGCGUGUUGGAGUCUGAAACCAUGCGAUACGUGGAGAAACAAAUGGGCCCUGUAGAAGUUGCAGAGGAGGCAUUUUCAGAAUUAACUCACUUAAGCCCUGUUCAAGGAGUGGAAGCUUCGCUUUGUGUGUCAUCAGUCCAUGAAGGGAAAGUUCUUGCUUCAGAGUCCAAGGCACCCGAUUUGGAUGAAGGAUUACUCUCUGUUGAAACCUGCACCUCUACAAUGAGAGCAGACCAUAAUGAAUCAGUGGCUAACAUCGCUGGUGACAGUGGGAGCUCGGGGCUCGUUACCUCUGAAAGUCCUGUUGUCUCUGAACAUAGGCUUGACGGGGAGAUAGCAUUGAACUUCAGAGAAGACCAGGAAGUAGAAGUUAAUGUCCUAAAAGAAAGUAUCGCCUUGCCAGAAGAAAAGCCUCCAAUUUCUGACAGUCCUCCUGAUACUCAAGAAACUCAUGUGAUUGGACAGGAGAAGCUGGGAGUUCAGAAUCCAGAGGAAGAGGCUCAGGAUCUUCCAUUUAAUGAGCUGUGUCCCUCAGGAGCUCUCUCUGAGCUUCAGUAUAAUUUUGAUACUAUUGAGCAGCAGUUUUGUGACUUGGCUGAUAAUAAAGACUCUGCUGAGUGUGACAUUGCUGAAGUAGAUGGGGAACUUUUUGUGGCCCAGAGCAACUUCACCUUGAUAUUGGAAGGUGAAGAAGGAGAGGCUGAGACAGGUGAUUCAGCAGCACUUAAUGUGUUCUCUAAAGCAGCUCCUGCAGCAACCAGGGAAGAACGUGUGAACCACAUAGAACGGGUUGAUGAAGGACGUGCUGCAAACGUGCCAUCUGUCGUAACUAGUGACCAGGAAUCCCAAAAGGUAGAGACUUUGCCAUAUGUGCCUGAACCAAUUAAGGUAGCAAUUGCAGAAAAUUUAUUAGAUGUAAUUAAGGACACAAGAAGUAAAGAAAUUACUUCAGAGACAGUGGAGCAGUCCAUUCAUAAACACGUACCUUUGAUUAAGCAAAAGGUAACGUGUUCCACCACAUCAGCCAAACCUAUGGUUAAGACUGUUGAGGAAAUGAGUCCAGUGACUACGAAUGUCAGCCAGGUUGAAGACACAGUUUCCUCUCGAAUUCGCACAAGAAGGCAGCACGUCCAGAGCCUGAAUCUCACAUCCAAGCAGCAGGAGCCAGCAGAUGUCGCUGUUCCUAAGACGCUGGGACCACCAACUAUAAGGAAAGCCAGGAGAACAAAAGAAACUUCUGAGGCUUCUGAAGGAGCCUCUUCUGAUGGAAGAGGCUCUCAGAGCACUCUCACUCCUAGGAGAGGAAGAAGGAAAAAAGAAAUUCAUCAAGACACACUAGGAAGCACUGCUGCUGUGGAACAAGUGCAGGUCACUCCAGGUCGGAAACCAAAAAGGUUAGAGCCAUCUGAGCUGUUGGAACCAGCAAUUGAAGUAACUCCUCUUAGAAAACAAGUUAAGCGCUCAUCUCUUGUAAAAGAGACUCCUAAAAGAGCCAAAAAGUCUAUAGAAAAUCAGCAUAGUGCUGAAAUUAUAAACCAUCUAAAGAUUAGUAAAGCAGCAAGUACUAGCAGGUCUGCCAGAAAGUUGAGAGGCACUGAUUCAGAAGUUUCUCAGAAAACGGGAUAUAAGCAAGAUGAGGAAGAUGGGAAAUCGACUGACCAACAGCUGCCUUGUCAGAGCAGAAGGGCCAAAGAGAAAGAACCUAGUAGGUCGGAUAUGAUGGAAGAGUCUAAGCUCGAUUCUUCCCAGUUACAAGCAGAAUUUGAUAUGCCCAUUACACCUAGGAAACGUGGUAGAACAAGGAAAAUAAAUCCACCAGAAGAUGUUAGAUCCAAGGCUGUCAAGGAAGAGAGAAGUCCCAAAAAGAAAGAUGUUCUCAGUGUCCGAAGAUCUACAAGGAACACCCCAGCCAGGAAAGAAAAUACUGAUGUUGGGAAACCAGCUUUAGAAAAAUCUGUUUUAGUGCCAAAUGAAGAACUUGCAGUGGUGACAAGCUCUAGGAAAAAGCUUGCCAAGAAGUCUGAAAGUUCGAGCCAGACACAUCCAUUAGGCUCAGUAUCAGAAGAACACAUAGAUGAAAAGACACCCGAAGAGCCAGAUGACCAAGAAGAGAAGUUGCUCGCCACUCUUACUCUUCCUUCCCGUGGCACAAGGACUAGAUCUAACAAGGCCCUCCUGUUGCCGGAUCUUUCUGAACCAAAAAAUGAGCCUUUACUUUCUCCUCCUGCUACAAAGGUUCCAAGGAAAGUAAAAGCUGAUAAAGUGGAGGCUUCUGCCCAGCUGAAAGACUUGGUUUCAGGUUUAUCUUCUCAGUUUGUCUCCUCACCUCCUGCUUUAAGGACUAAGCGAAAAAACACAAGUACAUCCAGGCUUGUGGAUGAACUGAAAGAUGACGCUGAAUCAGUACAAGCUGUGAGAGAGCAGAGAGUGGAAAGAGCCAGGACCACGAAGAGGAGACAAGCACGCAAAAACACAGAAAAAGAAAGCUCCUGGUCCCCUCCUCCAGUAGAAAUCCAGCUGAUCUCUCCCUUGGCAAGCCCAGUGGACGAAGGGAAGAACAAGCCAAGAAAAGCUGCAGACCUCGAAGGGAGAGCUCUGGGGAGGGGCCGGAGGAAGCUGUCUUCCUUCCCGAAGCAGAUUUUACGCAGGAAAAUGCUAUAAAUUUUUUUUCCAAGAUUUUAAUGUACACCUAUUUGUAAAGUCAUCAGAAUUGUGUGGAUUAUUAAAAAUGGUCUAAUUUGGAAGAAAAUAAUUUAUAUAAAUUAUUGUAAAUUUUUGUAAAGAGAAGGGUCUUCAAUAAGUCAAGUAACUCCAUGUGGAGUGUGAUUCUUUUAGUCCGGCAUUUUUCUAUUUUAUAUUAAGACUUCAUACAUUUAUAUAAUAUGUAAAUACAGCUUAUUAUUGGAAUGUCAAAUAAAUUACUGUAAAGUAUACACUCAGUGUCUGUUAGAUUUUUGAGAUGGGAUUUCUGCUUUAGUAAUGAUUUUAUAUGCUAGUCAGCAUUUGUCCUGUGUCCAUUCUGUAGGUAAAAUGUAGACCAGUGUUAAAAUGAGAAUCAUUGAACUAUAUUGAUUAUUUUUAACAUUAUUAUUUUGUAAUUUUAUGCACUUUGAUUCUGUGAUUAAGAUUUCUAACCAUUAUGUAUUUUAUUUGUUGGGUUUUGCCUGUUACUAUGUUGAAAUUGAAUUAUGGGCAUGUAAUUUUACUGCCUUUUUGUAGUUUCACAGAUUUUGUGUAAUCUACCUCAAAAGAGUAAUUUUCUGAGUAAUGCAUUGGUUAACUCUUGCAGAGGCAUUUCUUGUUCAGUAAACUUAAAGGCUGUUUAUCUUUCGCCUCUUAGUUCAGAGACUACUUACCCAGGUUAGAUUGACCGGUUCACUGCUUACUAGCAACCUCAUGGAAGGAUUUGAGAAAGAAAUGCAAAAUAAAUCUGUUUUACUGAUCCUCGCUCGGUGCACCUGUGUGUGCCAAAGAUAGUAGCAGAAGAAUUUUCUUGCUGUGAAGGUACUUGCUACUGAUCACAGAGAUCCUGGUAGUCAUCACAAGCUCAGGCACAUAUGUGUGUGAAGGAGAGGGGUGGGAGAUGCAGGGAGGAAACAAGCACCCUGCUCUGCAGCCGGCCUGUGUGCGAGGCUAUCAAUAAGUAAGUGUCCUAGGAGACAUUCGUACGUUAGUAACGGGUCAUCUAGAAGCAGCCUGCUUGUCAG
Molecule: messenger RNA, 8143 nt
Organism: Castor canadensis (American beaver)
Lineage: Eukaryota; Metazoa; Chordata; Mammalia; Rodentia; Castoridae
Gene: Ahctf1
Product: AT-hook containing transcription factor 1
Source: RefSeq, a predicted model, not a curated record